CUUACGAUCCAUUGAUCGGUGCUUACUCAAGGAUCAAUGAACUGGUCAAAGGCUUUGAUAAGAAAAUCAUGCAAGCAGCACUCAAGGUGCCGGAAGACUUGGUCGAAGCAAUCACAAACAAGACCAGCACUCCACCAAUAGUGCAUGCUGUUACAGAGAAGCGGAAUACUCUAUGGGAAUUGGAGGCUUCAUUUCUUCAAAACUUUUUAGGCAUUCCGUCCAACUCGAAGAAAGUCAAAACAUAUAACAUCUUUGAUCAUGACCCUGACUUUAAAAAUCGUCAUGGUUUGAGUUUAGCAGUGACUAAAAAGAAACUAAAAUCAUUAAAGGGUAACAACAUUGGAUUUCUGAUGGUGAACUUGACCAGGGGAUCAAUGUUGGGGCCACAUUUGAACCCAAGAGCAACAGAGAUAGCAGUGGUAUUACAGGGGCAAGGCAUGGUGCGAAUAGUGUGUGGAAGUAGCAUUGAUAACAACACAGAAUGCCAAAACAAGAGUUUUAAAGUUAAGGAGGGAGAUGUUUUUGUGGUGCCUAGGUUUCAUCCAAUGGCUCAGAUGUCAUUCAACAAUGAUUCACUUGUUUUUAUGGGCUUCAGCACUGCAGCAAAGAAUAAUGAUCCUCAAUUUUUAGCGGGAAAGGGAUCGAUGCUUGAAAUUCUGGACAAACAGAUACUGGCUACCUCUCUCGGUGUCGGCAUCACAACCAUUGAAGAGCUUUUGGCUUCUCAGGAUGAUUCCAUCAUUUUCGGAUGUACUUCCUGUGCAGAGGAAGAGGAAAAGAUAGUGGAGGAAGAAAUAGAGAAGCAAAAGGAGGAGGAAGAGAAGAGAAGAAGAGAGGAGGAGGAAGCUAAAAAGAGAGAAGAAGAGGAAGAAAGAAAAAGGGAGGAAGAGAAGAAGAGAAAGGAAGAGGAAGCUAGGAGAGAAGAAGAAAGGAGAAGAGAAGAAAAGGAGGCGGAGAAAGCCAGAAAAAGAGAGGAAGAGGAAGCUAGGAGAGAACAAGAAGAAAGGGAAAGGAGGCGAGAAGAAGAGGAAGCUAGGAGAGAGAAAGAGGCACAGAGGAAGGAAGAAGAAGUUAGAAGAGAGAGAGAAAGGAGAAGAGAAGAAGAGGUAGAGAGGGAGAAAGAAGAAGCUAGAAGACAACAGGAAAAGAGGGAAAAGAAGCGUGAGGAGGAAGCUAGGAGAGAGAGAGAAAGGGAAGAGGAAGAGGAAGAGGAGAGGGAGGAAGAAGGUAGAAAACAAGAAGAAAAAGAAAAGGAAAGAGAAGAAGCUAAGAGGGAGGAAGAAGCAGCUAGAAGACAACAAGAGGAAAGAGAAAGGAGGCGAGAAAAGGAGAAAGAACGAGCUAGGAGAGAGCAAGAGAGGAGAAGAAGAGAAGAAGAAGUAGCUCAGAGGAAGGAAGAACAAACUAAAAGACAAGAAGAAAAAGAACAACAAGAGAGGAGAAGAGAAGAAGAAGCAGAGGGGGAGGAAGAACAAGCUAAAACACAAGAAGAAGAAAAACAAGCUAAAAGAGAACAGGAAAAGAGAGAAAGGAGGCGAGAAGAGGAAGGUCGAAAACAAGAACAAGAAACGCAGGAGGAGCAAGAACAAGCUGAAAGACAACAGGAGAAGAGAGAAAGGAGGCGAGAAGAAGAGGAAGCAGAGAGUCAGCAAGAACGACCUAAAAGACAGAAAGAAAAGAGAAGAAGAAGAGAAAAAGAAGAAACACAGACGGAGGAAGAAGAAGCUGCUAAAAGAGAACAGGAAAAGAGGGAAAGGAGGCGAGAAGAGGAGGAAGAAAGGAGAAUAGAAGAGGAAGAAGAGAGGAAAGAAGAACAACCUAGAAGACAGCAAGAGAGCAGAAGAGGAGAGGAAGAAGCAGCAGCACAGAGGGAGCAAGAACAAGCUGAAAGACAACAAAAAAAGAGAGAAAGGAGGAGAGAAGAGGAGGAAGAACGGGAAACAGAAGAAGAACAAGUUGUGAGGGAGAGAGAAGGAGGAAGGAGAUCACAAGAAAAAGGGGAACAAGAGCGAGAGACUGAUAGUAAAUCCAUGCACAGAGAAGUAAAAGGGCAAAGCAACGGGAUCAGCUUUGAAGGAAGGAGAGUUUUGAAGAUUCGGAAUCUUUGAUUUUGUCUUAA
This is a messenger RNA of Gastrolobium bilobum, 2119 nucleotides long. RefSeq names its product vicilin-like seed storage protein At2g18540. The transcript has 5 exons. The record is from RefSeq and is a predicted model, not a curated record. Bases 69 to 2108 code for a protein of 679 amino acids. Lineage: Eukaryota; Viridiplantae; Streptophyta; Magnoliopsida; Fabales; Fabaceae.